Cyanistes caeruleus (blue tit) is the source of this 3618-nucleotide messenger RNA. It is a transcript of the gene TSHR, whose product is annotated as thyroid stimulating hormone receptor. Lineage: Eukaryota; Metazoa; Chordata; Aves; Passeriformes; Paridae. Gene Ontology annotation, cellular component: plasma membrane. Gene Ontology annotation, biological process: adenylate cyclase-activating G protein-coupled receptor signaling pathway; hormone-mediated signaling pathway; activation of adenylate cyclase activity. The record is from RefSeq and is a predicted model, not a curated record. Gene Ontology annotation, molecular function: thyroid-stimulating hormone receptor activity; G protein-coupled peptide receptor activity.
GUCCAGCACAGGUGCCGCCUUUCCCUGGCAGCUUCUCCCGGAGGGGCAGCGCGGUCUGCCCCUGCAGCUCUGGGAUCUCCUCGUCUCCUCGGACAAGCGAAGGGCAGAGCGAGAGCGGACGGCGGAAGAUGCUGUGCCUCACGGUAGCCUUCCAGUUGCUGCUGGUGCUGGUGCUGUGCAGCCAGGGUACAGAGAGGUGUCCUUCAGCCUUCUGCGAGUGCUCUGACUGGGAGGAAUACAAAAUCACUUGCAGGGACAUCUACUUUAUUCCCAGCCUUCCGGAGGACACCCAGACCCUGAGGUUUUUGGAGACUCAUCUAAGAAAAAUUCCAAGUGACGCUUUUUCCAAUCUCCCCAACAUCUCUAGGAUUUACAUCUCUAUAGAUGAAACACUUCAGAGUCUGGAGGCCCAUUCCUUCAACAGUUUAAGCAAAGUCACUCACAUUGAAAUUCGAAAUCUUAGAAACUUGGAUUACAUAGAUGCAGAUGCCUUUAUGAACCUCCCACUUUUGAAAUACCUUGGUAUUUUUAACACUGGACUCAAAGUAUUUCCAGCCCUUAACAAAAUCUAUUCAUUUGAUGUGAAUUUUUUGCUUGAAAUUGCAGAUAAUCCUUAUAUGACUUCAGUGCCUGCAAAUGCUUUCCACGGGCUUUGUAAUGAAUCUCUCACCCUUAAACUCUACAAUAAUGGUUUUACCCAUAUUCAAGGCCAUGCUUUUAAUGGGACAAAUCUGGAUGCUAUCUAUCUGCACAAGAACAAAUACCUCAAAGUCAUCAAUGAUGAUGCAUUUCUAGGAGUGCACAGUGGACCAACUCUGCUGGACAUCUCCAGAACAGCUGUUGCCAACCUUCCUGCCAAAGGACUGGAAAGCUUAAAAGAACUAAUGGCCAAAAAUACAUGGACUUUAAAGAAAUUACCAGCUGUAAAAGUAUUUCUUCAGCUAAUGCGAGCUGACCUAUCAUAUCCAAGUCACUGCUGUGCUUUCAAGAGCUGGAAAAAAAAAAGUGGGAUCCUGGAGUACCUGAUGUGUAACCAGAGCACCCACGGCUUUCAUAAGAGAUCAGUCAAGACUCUCAGAGACCCAUUUUACAAAGAUUAUGCAGAAGAAUACACGGACCACACCAAUGCUGUGUAUGACACAAACACCAAGUUCACAGGUUUUCAUGAAAAUCCCCAUUAUUACAUUUAUUUGGAAGAGCGUAGAGAAGGAAGCCUUGGCUUUGGCAAAGAGCUCAAGAACCCUCAAAUGGAAGAUGUCCAGACCUUUGACAGUCAUUAUGACUAUCUCGUCUGUGGAGGCAAUGAAGAUGUAAUAUGUACGCCAGAGCCUGACGAGUUUAAUCCCUGUGAGGAUAUAAUGGGAUAUCAGUUUCUGAGGAUUGUGGUGUGGUUUGUGAAUCUGCUUGCCAUCCUAGGCAACAUUUUUGUCCUUUUCAUCCUUCUCACCAGUCAUUAUAAACUGACUGUACCUCGCUUUUUGAUGUGUAACUUGGCCUUUGCUGACUUUUGCAUGGGGUUAUACCUGCUUCUGAUUGCUUCAGUGGAUCUCUACACCAGGUCAGAGUACUAUAAUCAUGCCAUAGAGUGGCAGACUGGGCCUGGCUGCAACACAGCCGGGUUUUUCACGGUCUUUGCCAGUGAACUCUCUGUGUACACCCUGACUGUGAUCACCCUGGAGCGCUGGUAUGCCAUCACCUUCGCCAUGCGGCCCGACUGGAAGAUUCGCCUCCGGCACGCUGCGCUCAUCAUGCUGGGAGGGUGGCUCUCCUGCAUCCUGCUCGCCCUUCUGCCACUGCUUGGUGUCAGCAGCUACAGCAAAGUCAGCAUCUGCUUGCCAAUGGACACUGAAACACCAGUGGCUGAAGCCUACAUUGUCUUUGUUUUAAUAUGUAACAUUCUUGCUUUUGUCAUCAUUUGCAUCUGCUACAUAAAAAUCUACGUCACUGUGCGAAACCCCCAGUACAAGUCAGGGGACAAAGACACCAAAAUUGCCAAGCGGAUGGCUGUGUUGAUUUUCACAGACUUUCUGUGCAUGGCUCCCAUCUCUUUCCAUGCUUUAUCUGCCAUUAUGAGCAAACCACUGAUAACUGUCUCAAAUUCCAAGAUUUUGCUGGUACUUUUCUACCCACUCAAUUCUUGUGCUAACCCCUUUCUUUAUGCUAUUUUCACCAAAGCUUUCCGUAGAGAUGUGUUUAUCCUGCUAAGCAAGUUUGGUAUAUGUGAGCGUCAGGCUCAAGUCUACAGAGGUCAGACAGUCUCAGCCAAAAACAGCAGUGGGUCAUAUGGGCAGAGAAUCAGCCGAGGGAUAGGUCAGAUUCUUACAAGCAUUCAAGACCCAGUCAAUGAUUACCUUCCUGCUGUGACAAUGCAGAACCAAAUUCUCAUGGAAGAAUGGAAGCAAACUGAGCUAUAACAUCUCAAAGUAUCACAGCCAAAACCUGGUCAAGAGGUGAUUGUGCAUAUAGUGAAUCAAGUGAGAAGAUAAUAUUUUAUCCAUAGCCUUUUCCCCUAGAUUAUGCUUUGCUACAUAGAUGAAAGUACCUCCAGAGUGGUCUUCUUUUUGGCAAACCACUUAUUUGAACCUCUUAUCAGUGCAGGGCAAAACAUACGGUCCUGAUGAUAAUUCUAGAAGUAGAUGUGAAUACUCCACCUAAAUAGGAAAAAAAAAAAUCUCUAAACUGAGCAAAUAUAAAAUACACCCUCAUCUUAAAAAAAAAAAAAUGUAAGAAGCAGAAGCCAACAAUAAGACUUGGGGGUACUUAUAUAACUAAAAAACCCCAAACUGACGAAGUUUGAUAAUUAAAAUCAUAUUUUAAAAAAAAUUAAAAGUUGAAGCUCUCUAAUGCCUACAUGUCAAAAGGUUAUUUUUUUUUCUUAUAGCAAAUUUCUAAAAUUUCCACCAGGCCUAAAAUGGAUCAGAUUUCUUCUCAUUCUGUCAUCCUGACCUAAAGCAAAUCUAGUCCUUUGUACACUGUUCUUGGUUUAGUUUGGUGUGGUGGGACAAUAAGGUUCUUCAUACUGCCUUUACAGUGGUAAAAGGCAAAUCAUCACUGAUUUUGCAGCUGCUCAUAAGGUAACAAGUAAGAAACAUUAGGACAUUUGUGUCCCUUACUAUCACUCUUUCACUUUCUGAUAAAUGUAUUUCAGAGCUGGUUUAUUUGAAUUUGUUUUGAAGACCAGGUUACCCAGUCAAAUUAAUGAUGGCUGUUUGGGUAUUUUUUUUGGAUGAUCCAGUUGUUACCAUAUUUCAGUGCUGUUUUAGCUGAGCAUGUUUAUUGCUCUGAGCAUCCUGUAAUUCCUGCUUUCUUACCAUUUCUGCUGUCCCUACUUACCUCUCUCUUACAGGGUAGAACUUUCCUUUCAGCAUUUCUAUGUUGAGCUGCCUCAAACCGCAAUUUAGACCAAGGGAGUGGAUCUUGCCUUUAGGUUACUUCAUGCUACACAGUUUACUGCACUGCAGACUGACUCCUAGCUCCUCCAACACAUUUUAAUAACAUCUCUCUAUCUUGUAGUGAGAUCUGUUACCUGACCUUUGUAAUGUUUGCAGCACAGCUGGAAGAAUCACAGAGUUAUCUUCUGGCUGACCACAGCCUGGCUGUAGGUGGGACAUGUGCUCU